Messenger RNA from Phytophthora sojae, 375 nucleotides. RefSeq lists its product as hypothetical. The annotation marks the transcript as partial. The transcript has a single exon. The record is from RefSeq and is a predicted model, not a curated record. Gene Ontology annotation, molecular function: protein binding. NCBI's taxonomy places the organism in Eukaryota, Oomycota, Peronosporomycetes, Peronosporales, Peronosporaceae.
CUCCCCUGCACUACACUGGUGGCCCCCGACCAAUUUCAAGGUCUCCCGCAUGUUCUCGACCUCAUCAAUACUUUUCUGAUGCCCAAGACAAUUGACGCCGCCGUGUACAACGACCUGCAGCGGGUUAUUCGAGUAUACGGAGAUGUUCGCCCCUGGACAGUUGGAGCCAUGGACGGAGCUGCCGCCCGAGGACGCCUCGACCUUCUCCAGUGGCUACGCGCCAACCGAAUGGAGGGCUGCUCGGCCGAGGCGUUUAAGGGUGCAGCCGCUAAUGGCCACCUCGACGUUCUUCAGUGGCUUUAUAGGGCUUACCCUGAUCUGUCUGAUAUGGCGAGAGAGCUCGCGACUGCUGCUCGUCAUGGCCACGCACAUGUU